UUUUUUUUCUGACUUCCCCUGUCCAUGGUGCUACUUUUAAGCUUUAUGCUUGUAAAAUGACAAAGUAGUUAAUGUUUAAUGUAUUAUGCUGUAUUUCAUCCCAGUGGUGACAAAGACUUUCAGAAAAAACAUAUCUGGUUAUCGUUUUACUAUAGCUGCUACAAGCUGAGCCUGAAAACAUCUUACUGUACCCACAAAAGUCCACAGUGAAUCAGACUCUGCACCAGUGCUUGCACCCAAAUGCUCUUGCUUUUUUUGUGGUGUGGUUAGCACUCGUGGCCACGUGUGUUAGCAGAGCCAGUCUGCAUUGCGUCGGACCCCCUCCCCCACUCUCUCUCACUCACUCCCUCUCUCUCUCUCCCUUGCUCUGGCUCUCCCUGCCUCCCUCCCUCCUUGCUUUUUCCCUGUCGCAUGCAAGUCAGUGCAACAACAUGCUGGGUAUUAUUAAGGAAUUAUUCUCUAUCCUAUUAUCGAUCUCUACCCCUCUUUAAGCACCUUCCACCUCCAUUCCCCCAUCAGCGUGUCCACAUAAAGCAGACCUCCCAUCAUCUCUGUCUACUUGUGAGAGGGAUUUUUUUUUGCUGAUGCAGUCAUGUCUGGAAAUGGCAGGGCUUCGCGUUUUGCCCCUUAAUGCAUCUCUCUCCCUCUCACUCUCUCUCUAUCCCUCCCUCUCUCUCUCCCUCCCUCUCUUUCUUUUUCCCUUUCUCUCUCUCUCUCUCUCUCUCUCUCUCUCUCUCUCUCUCUCUCCACCCUCCACCCCCUGAGCUGCAGCAGUGGGGUUUUUCUCCUGUCCACCAGCGCAGGAGGAGGAAGCUGCGGCUUCACCUGCUUUUUUAUUUUUAAUUUUGGUAGUUUUUUUCAUUUGCUCUCUUUAGACUGACAUCUGUCUGUGAAAGCACUUGUUCUUUUACAUUGUCAUUCAUCGCAACAUGACUGAAGAUGCUCUGCUGUUAUACAGACCAGGAUACAACAGCUGCAGCCCAUGAACUCACGUGAAGUGAAGUGUUUGUUAACAGUCUGUCCAGCGUCUCUGCAGAGCUGCAUGAGAGGCAGCAGUAGUGGAUGCAGGGGAAAGGAGCGAUGGUGGAGCCGCAGUGGGGCCGCACUGACUGAAAGUGAGCUAGCCCCUUCAGAGGGGUCCAAACCGGCUGUGUGGCCAGGACAGGGGCACUGAGCAGAGGAGGAAUUGAGAAAGAGAAGUGGAUGUUCCUGCCAUCAUACUAAGUGCAGUCCCGCAGCUCCUGCAGUGCUUCUACCUGAACUUGCAGGAUGACCGUAGCGGCUGGAGAGAACAUGGAUGAGACGUCAGCUGUGCCGGGGCAUCCGCAGGACACGUAUCCCCCUGACCACGAUGACCACGAUUGCUGUGAGAGGGUGGUCAUCAACAUUGCGGGACUGCGCUUCGAAACAGAGCUCAAAACUCUUGCUCAGUUUCCAGAGACACUGUUAGGGAACCCCAAGAAGAGAAUGCGAUACUUUGAUCCCCUGAGAAAUGAGUAUUUUUUUGACCGAAACCGCCCCAGUUUUGAUGCCAUCCUCUACUACUACCAGUCAGGGGGUCGGUUAAGGAGACCUGCAAGUGUCCCAUUGGAUAUGUUCUCAGAAGAAAUUAAGUUCUAUGAACUUGGAUAUGAGGCAAUGGAGAAGUUCCGUGAGGAUGAGGGCUUCAUCAGAGAAAAAGAAAGGCCACUGCCCGAGGCGGAGUUCCAACGUCAAAUCUGGCUUCUAUUUGAACAUCCCGAGAGCUCAGGGCCAGCCCGAGGAAUUGCUAUAGUCUCUGUUACAGUCAUUUUAGUUUCAAUUGUCAUUUUCUGUUUAGAAACUUUGCCCCAACUGAAAGAGAAUCCUGAGGGACAUAUACAGAUAAUAGGGAACAGCACCUUCUACUACAAACCAAGCCUCCUUACUGACCCCUUCUUCAUUGUGGAGACCCUCUGCAUUAUCUGGUUCUCAUUUGAACUUAUAGUGCGGUUCCUUGCAUGUCCAAGCAAGGCAGCCUUCUUCAAGGACAUGAUGAACACCAUAGAUGUAGUAGCUAUUAUCCCCUAUUUCAUUACUCUUGGCACAGAGCUGGCAGAAGAUCCAAAUAACAAGGACGGCAAGGGAGAGCAAGCAACAUCACUGGCCAUUCUCAGGGUGAUUCGUCUGGUCAGGGUGUUUAGGAUCUUUAAGCUGUCCAGGCAUUCCAAAGGCCUGCAGAUUUUAGGGCUGACCCUAAAGGCCAGUAUGCGAGAGCUUGGAUUGCUCGUCUUCUUCUUGUUCAUCGGUGUCAUCUUAUUUUCAAGUGCUGUGUACUUUGCAGAAGCUGAGGAGGCAGAUUCAUACUUUGGCAGCAUCCCUGAUGCAUUCUGGUGGGCUGUUGUAUCCAUGACCACUGUAGGCUAUGGAGACAUGGUCCCAGUCACUAUAGGCGGCAAAGUUGUAGGUUCCUUGUGUGCAAUCGCUGGUGUGCUGACCAUUGCCUUGCCGGUGCCCGUCAUCGUAUCCAACUUCAACUACUUCUACCAUAGGGAGACUGAGGGUGAGGAGCAGGCUAAACUUUUGAAUGUAAGCAUCAGGUCUGACAGCGAUUCAAGUCGUCGCAGUUCCUCAGUCGCCAGCAAGUCUGAGUACAUGGAAAUUGACGGAGACAUGAACAACAGCAUAGACAACUUCAGAGAGGCCAACCUCAGAACUGGCAACUGCACUAUAGCCAAUCAAAACUGUGUCAACAAAAGUAAACUGCUGACCGAUGUGUAGAGUUUGAUGAGGUCAAUGUUGACUGCUUCAGUAUUUGAAUGCUUCAUAUAAUUUCCUAGUGCACUCCCGCAUUGUGACUAUUGUAGACAAAAUGAGAACCGAUUUAAAGGUACAACAACAUGCAGUUAGAAUAUAUAGAGACUGAUACAUAGUGUAAUUAAUUUCCAAUGAAGGCCCUGCAUAUUGGCUAUGCACAGAAAAAAACAGCACCCAUCAGCACGUCCCUAAACAUGCAUACGUAACCGUCAAUUCCUAUAGAGGCCCUGGCAAGGACUCUGGAUGUCUGUACCCAGCUGCUGGUGGUGUGACAGCUGAAACAUUAUUCAGGAUCACAUAAUACAUGUCAGCAAGUUGCACAGUGCAUCCAAGCCAAAAAUGCAUAAAAAUACAUAGUUCCUCAAGGACGAGCCGAGCCAUCUGCGGCGCUUGGCUUGUAUGUGGUCUUCCCCACAGUACUCCAGACCUACUGACCAGCAAAGCACCUUAUACGAACAUGACUAAUCUCCUGCGGGGAUGCUAUGGGGAACAAAGUCAUCUCCUCAUGAACAUCCGCAAUGCUGCUAUUCUCCAGCAUAUGCUGUAAUUUAGAUAUCACCAAGUGAUUCAAUGCUAUGCCCUUUCGAUGCAAGACAGCACAAUGACAGGGGAAAAAUAGCUUAUUAAUAAGCAUGUUUAGAUUAUCCUCAUUUUGAUAUCAGCAUGUGUGAGACAUUACCUCAUUCUAUGGAUCUUUUUUUUUCAAUCUUUUUUUUUUUGGUUGCCCUAGCCAUUUAUUCCCUAGCGUCCGUCUCCAUGGAAAGUACUGGUUUGAUAUGAUUUGAAAUGCUUCUCAUUUAGGUGUAUCUAAAGACUGAAUGUUUAUCCUUAAGGGAAACAGAAUCUAAAUGAGAUCAUAGCAUGUUAAAAUAAUCUGCAUUAUGGCCUAUCAAACUAAGGUACUGUGUAUCCUAGUAUAUUUAAUGCAUGACAUCAGUAUAUAGCUUACUGCAAUUUAGACACCUCUACAUGGUGUCGUUGUUACUAUCAGGGAACCUAGGGACAUUGAAUCCUGAAAUUUUCUGAAAUGUGACAAAAAAAUCAUAUGCAAGCCCCAACAGAGGGAUGUAAACUUUCUAAUCUAAAAUGUAGUUUAAGAAGCAGAGAAAAAAACUAUAAAAUUGCAUAUACUCAUAAUAAGCACCUGUUAAAAAUAUAACUUAAUAGUGCUAUGCAUGGGCCUUUUCUCUGAAAGAAAAACUAAGCAAAUUAUAAUUCAUGCUUCCAUUUUUUGCAAACAUACUUGGAACGUCACUGACUUCCUUCAACAGGAUGCAAAAGAAAUCACGGCAGAAUUACUUUUAUUUGUUGCUAGUGCCUUUUGACCCUCUCAACAACAGUAAAGGUGAAAGUGCCUUGGUAAGACAGAUUUUGUGGAAAUGCCACAGGACGUGUUAUGAGGACGACAAGUUAAGUGAGUGUAUGUACAGUAAAAAACAGAAAAAAAAAAGAGUACAAAAAAAAUAAUAAUAUGGCACAACUCAAUGUUUUGUGUAGUCAUGCACUAAGGCCCUGACAUGAUAAUAGGAUUGGGCCAAAUUUAAAUGGGAAAGAGGGGGGAUCUCUUAGAGCUUCAAAUCUGCCUUGCAUUGUAGUUUUCACUUGUGUUGUGCCAUAAUGAGUCUACCUCAGUGAGGUCAUCACCGUAGGGCUCACCAUUGAGUGAAACAGCUCUGUGGUGUAGAGCUCCAGUACAUGUGGGAAAACUAUGGCCAGUGUGUAGUACUCCAAUAACAAAAACUCAUUUUCAGAGUUCCCCAACAACUAGCCUUUAUGGAAGCACUUAAAACAAAUGCAAGGAUAAAACCGUUUCCUGACCCUCAGAUCUAUGUCCCUCCUAGCUACGCACAAUCAAGACUGAUGUUUUGUCUUGGCAUUUUUGGUUUUAUCUUUGUUGUAGAUUUAAUUUUUACUGUGACAGGUUUAAAAAGAAGGAAAGAUCUGUGUCCUGAUUUGCAAAGCUUAGUUUGUACGGAGCAGUGUGUAAGACUACAGGGUUACAAAUUGGAAUUUGUUUACUUACAGUCUUCCAUGUAAUAUUUCAAUAAAAUAAUCCUGCGUCUUCAAAAAGACAGCCUUGCACUGUCUAACAUAUCUUUGAGCAGAUUAUGUCAACAAAAAUGAAAAGGUUACAGCAUGCAGGAACUAAUGAUUUCAAGUUUGGCUUAGUGAAAAUUAUUUCUCAAUUAUACUUAAUUAACAACAUGCGGUACAAUUGAGAAUGCUAUUAGCCCUAAAAUGAUUUAAACUGAUCCAGCCUUCUGAAUGCCCUUCUGCAGUUUCUAUAUCCACUGGAUGAGGAGAUAAAAGUAGUUUCAGGGAAAGUGAACAUAGUUUAGUUAGGAUUUUUUCAAAUUUUGUUAAAAGAUUUUUGAAGCAACUGUCUCAGUGAAUCAAUGUAACAAUGUAACAAUAACAGUGUAACCUUAGGUACAGAAAAAAAAUCUUAAAUACAAAAAUGUAUAGUGAAGGUAGGCCACUUGAUAAAAGGUUAUACAAUAGGACAUUAGUAGAACAAAGCUACAAAUCGAAGCUCAUCUAAUCUUUUGUUUUGAAAUGUACAACAUGUUAGUGAGAACCUGCUAACGGUGGUACAUUAACAGCAAUUGAGCCAAACGGUGCUAUGCAUAUACUUAACACCAACGUAAACUAUGACAGCAAUAGAAGUUGGGGAUCCAGAUUACAGGAGUGAAUUUAUUAGCACCUGUCAUUUAUUUACAAUGGGUCCUGUAGAAACACAACAUUUACCAAGGGCUGCGGUGUUUCAGUUGUUGAAAGGCUAAAAGUAGGAUUUUUUUCUAAAUGGCCAUGAUACACAAACAACAGGAUUAAAGUUGAAGAUUUUGUAAAAGGUAUGUGACAGGAAUAUUAAAUAAAUAGCUGCUACCCAAUGUUUAGUUCGUUGGAAAAAGUGCCAUUGUUAUAGUUAACAAUAUUACCAUAAAUGUUGGUUUAAAACAGAAAAAUCAGUUUGAAGUGAUCAUACUUAGCAAUAGGCACUGUUCAAGAACCUCUGAAUAUUUAGAUGGUUAUUUUUUCCUCUUAUAUAAAUCUUAUUUCUUGAGGAAGAUAAAAAAAGAAAAGUAUGUAGACUGCUAUGUAAUUACUGGUACUGUAAUUGCUAUAAAGCCAAUGUAAAGAGCCUGGUCAUCAAGGGUGUGGCCCUAAAGAGGAUGCGGCACACUUAAUUGGUUUCUUCACCUGCGUGGCCUCAUAUUGCUAUUAAUGUUUUGCUUUCUGUGGCACAACAAAUAUCUAUUUUUUGGAGAAGUCAUACUCAUGUUAAAAAUUACAGCAGACUCAAUCAUGAGUCCAUAUAUGACAAGCCAUGAGAAAUACAGAGGAAGGUUACAGCUAGAAUUAUUAAUUAUCACCAAAUAGAAAUAUAAAAUGGCAUUAGCAUCAACAACAUACUGUCUGUUAUCAUUUAUUACAUUGUUCUACGUCAUACAGGUGUACUAAACUAAAUCCCAUUGAGAAAUUAUACUAUAAAAAGAUACAUAUCUCAACAGCGAGUGAUCGCAAAAAAUCUGCAUGGUCUAUGACUGCAUGAGCUUAGCCUUUCAAAACUGAGGAUCGACUAUAUUCUGGUUGCAUCAUUUUUAAAUCCCUUGCUCUUGUGUGCACCUGAGGCUGUCUCACUCAUUUCUUCUCCACUGUCUUUUCUCUUCUCCCUUUGUUCUGGGGACUUCUUUUCUGUUUGCAUUUAUUUCACUCAAAACUCCACCCAUGUUCAAUUCUUUUAGUCUUUUCUCAACUGGUACAGUGUGUAAGAAUCGUGUGUGAGAGAGGUAUUCCUAAUGUUGAAAUGAUAUGUUGAGACUGAUUUGAAUUUCUGCAAGUUCCAACAGGAAUGCUCAAAAUAUGUACGAAAGUUAAGUUGUGACCAUAUUGGAUACCUGUUCAUGUUAAAGAAUGACAAUAGACUUUCAUGUUUAUUCCAUAUGAAACACAUUUUCUGUACUUUUUGUUGUUUUCUAUUUUUUUUACAAUAAUUAUACUACAUUUUUAUUUGUCAAAUACUGACAAAGGCAUGUUCUGUGAUCUAUGCAAGGGUAUUUUUGUUUCUUAUUGUAUGUCAUAUGAUUUGAUCACACAUUUAAAUCAAUAAAUUUUUAAGGAUCAA
Astyanax mexicanus (Mexican tetra) is the source of this 6901-nucleotide messenger RNA. It is a transcript of the gene kcna1a, whose product is annotated as potassium voltage-gated channel, shaker-related subfamily, member 1a. The record is from RefSeq and is a predicted model, not a curated record. Gene Ontology annotation, molecular function: protein binding; delayed rectifier potassium channel activity. Lineage: Eukaryota; Metazoa; Chordata; Actinopteri; Characiformes; Acestrorhamphidae. The transcript is spliced from 2 exons. Gene Ontology annotation, cellular component: voltage-gated potassium channel complex; paranode region of axon; membrane. The coding region runs from base 1270 to 2739 and encodes 489 amino acids. Gene Ontology annotation, biological process: protein homooligomerization; potassium ion transmembrane transport.